Tripterygium wilfordii is the source of this 1788-nucleotide messenger RNA. RefSeq lists its product as uncharacterized. The record is from RefSeq and is a predicted model, not a curated record. The transcript has a single exon. Lineage: Eukaryota; Viridiplantae; Streptophyta; Magnoliopsida; Celastrales; Celastraceae. The coding region runs from base 82 to 1632 and encodes 516 amino acids.
CUUCCGCUACAUUUCUUCUCUCAAAAUACUACAAAACAAACCCAGUUCACAGCCUACCUUUCAUACAAAAUAAAAGGAAGAAUGAUGGAUAUUUGGUCAUGGAUAUGCGAGCUCCCCAACUCGGACGAGUGGACCAAGUCGGACUCACCUUACCACCUUGACCUCUAUAGUUCACGCCAGAGUGAUCAUGACAAAACAACGCGGACAUUCCAACUCAGAGCUGAGCGAUUCUCUGGCUCAAACUCUGAGGCCUUGACUUUUACGGUAUGCUUAGGCGGCUUUCACUCCUUGAAGGACCAGAAGGUUCUCUGGACAUCCGACACGUGUCAUCUCUCUUCCGAAAAACCCUUCCUCCCCCUUGUGCUACAGCUUCUCCGCGAAAUCAUAACACGCUCACCCACGGCGCAUAAUAGUACCUGUCCCCGUUCAAAGCUUCAAGAACUCAAGCCCGAGCCGGUUUCGUGGAUAAUGGAGACUCACUCACCCGAGUCGUUCUCGAGCUUCUUUAAUCUACUCUUCCUGACUCGACUAUUCUGGUUGUGUGUGUGCGACGCGCCGAGUGAAGUAGGCUCGAUGUACUUCGAGUCCUUGCUUGGUCCGAACCUCGAAGCUUUGUCGUGUAUUCACGCGCAAGUUCUGCGAACCUUUUUGGUCACGGUGGGUGUAGAUGCGGAGGUCUGUUUCAUGCGCACCGUUGGGUACAUACUAGCAAAAUGGCUUAUUUUAAGACAGGUGGGAGUAGGAUUACAAACGUUAACACCCCUGCCAGGUCCUUUGGGGUUCUCUUAUGCAAUGGAGUCUCACGGCCUCUGGGUCUUGAAGGGUUUCUCGCCGGUGUUGGCGAUGAAGCCGGUAAACUCCAGUCCGAGUAGUAAAUUCCCUAUUGUCCAAGCCAAUGAAUCAGUGCUAAAAUACGCGUUGGCGCACCAGCAACUUGAGGCGGUUAUUCAGUUGGAGUAUUCCGUUAUGUUCCACGACGGUUAUAUUCAGGUUAAUGCGCGCGUUGAUAAUUUACGAUUCCACGUGGCGAAGUUAGGAUUUCGACAGAAUGAUGACGUGGAAUAUGGUGAGGAGAGGCAUUUCCCGUCCAGAGUUCGGGUCUGGGUCGGACCAGAGGUGGGCGCAACAUAUGUGGGCGGGUUGAGCUUGGGUCGAUCCACGGGUAAUGCCGAAAAAGAAGUUGAAAUGCACAGAAUUGUGAAGAGUAGUUCUGGGAAUUCAAAGGUGCCAAGAGUGAAAGCGGGGGCGAGAAUGACGACAAGGACGAAGAGGAAGAAUUGGAGGUGGGACCAGGAUGCGGAAGGGAACGCUGCCAUUUUCGACGCCGUUUUGUGCGACAACGUGACGGGGCAAGAAAUAUUGAGCGGAGGUGGCGGCUGCGGGGAAUUGAGAAACCGAUAUGGUGGAGAAAACAGGGCGUUUACUAAAACGGGUGGGUUGGUUCUUUGUGGAGAUGAGUGUGGGGGGAGAGUAGGUUGGAGAUUGAGCAAAGAAAUGGAAGGGAGUGUAUUGAAGUGGAGAAUUGGAGGGCAAGUUUGGUUAAGUUAUUGCCCUAAUCAUGUAAGGAGUUCGUAUUAUGAGACUAGGUGUGUGGAAUGGUGCGACGAGGUUGAUCUGCCUUUAAUUCCAUGAAAAUAGAGUUAGCAAUAGUAUGUAUAUAUUAUAUACACAUAUAUAUAUAUACAUACAAAUAUGUAUAUAUAUGAGACUACUUAAUUUAUAUUUGUGAAAUAUGUUCUGUCUCUUGAAUUGUUUUUCUGAUUGUGAAACUAAUACGGUAUAUGCUUC